This is a messenger RNA of Thermothelomyces thermophilus ATCC 42464, 564 nucleotides long. RefSeq lists its product as uncharacterized. The record is from RefSeq and is a predicted model, not a curated record. Bases 1 to 564 code for a protein of 187 amino acids. The transcript has a single exon. Lineage: Eukaryota; Fungi; Ascomycota; Sordariomycetes; Sordariales; Chaetomiaceae.
AUGUUGGACGGGUUGAGAUCACCGUGGGUGAGUACGGGGGGGCGGCCAUGGCCCGUCCUGCUUCUUGACCAUCGCCUUGAUUUCCCUCCGGUCCUCGUCGGCUUCGUGGUCCGGGUGGUCCUCGGGCCGCAGCCCGUGGCGGAGCCAGAGGUGGAACUCUUGGGUGGUAUUGAACGGCCCGAAGCGGGGCCAAGACCGGGGGAUACACUACGAGCGUCGCGCAGGGAACCGCCCACGCAGCUUCUCGAUCCCGCAUUCCGGGGGUGGAGGAAGCGCUCGGAGCUCCUGGAGCAUGGAAACCGAAGCUGUCGGAAGAUGCCGUCGCGGUCCUCCUCCGACAAUGUUUUCUACGCCCUAGAAAGAGACACGCCGCGGAUCCGGUCCAUGACGAUGAUUGCUCUGUUCUUGUGGACAAAGGCGCAGUGCACACGGGGGGACGGGAAUGGAUGUCUUGCAGGCCGCGAAUCGCAUGGUUGCGGCCUCUAUGAGGUGUGCAAACGGCCCGAUCUUGACGAUCGGAUUCCUGGAGAUAGGGGACGCAAGAGCCGCAGUAAUUAUCCCUAG